CCCGCCCAGCGUCCGACCCUCGAACACGAGGAGCCGAACAACAAGCUCUCACACUUUCCUCUGGAGAAACGGGUUCAGAGACAAAAUGCCGGCGAAGACGCCGAUUUACCUAAAAACUACGACUCCCAAGAAAGGGAAGCGUCUGAAGCUGCGUGACGUCCUGUCCGGGGACAUGAUCAGCCCCCCCCUGGGCGACGUGCGGCACAGCGCUCACGUGGGACCCGAAGGUCGAGGCAUGUUUGGAGACGUGAGUUUCCUCCAGGGGAAGAUGGACAUGCUGCCGUCUCUGAGCCGGACGCAGAACGGCCACGCCCGCUCGCACAGCGUGGAGCGACACCUGGACGACGACUUCGCCGCCAAACAGGACUCGCACAACUACGCCUACAACGGGUUCCACUACCAGCACGCCUGCACCGGCCUGCUGAAGACCACCAUCUCCAUGCCCGUGUUCAUCUCCCACGAACAGGCGCCACCCAAACCGCCACGCCUCCACUUGGACGACCCCUCCCUGCCCCCCCAGCAGCACCACUUCCUGCAGCAUCAGCAGCCGACGGAGACGAGCCAGCGACCAACCAACGGCUUCGACCACACAGACGACCACGCCCAGCUGCACCCGACCCUGUCGCUCUGUGAGAACGGCGUGGUGGGACGUUUGGCAUCGGAGCCGUGCCGAGACAUCUCGCUGUCGCCCGCCAUCCGCAGGCUCCUCCCCUCCUCCGGCUCCUUCUCUGAGGUGUCCUCUGAGGACUCCAUGUCAGAGACCUGUGGGCCGCUGGACGUCCGCCGGGGUCUCAGUCUGGACUCUGACGCCGGCCUGAGCAACGAGGAUCUGAGGAGCGAACGCAGCGAGUCUCCGUGCGCCGCCUCUCAUCCGGCCGCUCCAUCGGACUCGCCGGACGUGUCCCACUCUGAGGCUCUGGACCUGGACCUGGACCUGGGUCCAUCCAUCCUGGAGGACGUGCUGGGCAUCAUGGACCGAUACAAGACCACAGACAACCGCUGCGAGCUGUGAAACAAACAUUAAUGUAAUAUACAGAUAUUUUUUUAUAUAUGGUUUAAUAUAUCUUGAAACCUUUUGUGUAGAGACUAAAGGAGGAGAAGGACGGAGGAAUGUGAAAUGUAGGGUGGAGAAAAUGUCUUCUUUGAGAAGAUUGACAGCUGAGGUCAAAGGUAAUGAAAGACUGGAGGAGGCAUGUGGACAUUAUCGUUAAGUGCUGGGACGUUUCUGCUCGACACGACAACAGGCUGGUCCUCAGGAGCCCACGUCCAAACUCCGACUCAGAAACUCUCAGCGAGCAGCAGCACAGUCGCCUUGUUGAGAGCUCUGGACUCAUUCCUCUCUCUGGACACGUAUCAGCCACCAUCCACUUUAUAUCUUGUUAACUGUCAGUGGAGUCGGAUAUAAAUCUGAUAAACUGACUCAGGGGAAAAUGGGAGAAAUUAUAUAGAGGAGCAGCAGGAAUCACUCGUCUGUGACUCACUCGUCUGUGGUGGAAGCUGAUAUUAAACGACACAUGUUCAGUUACUUUAAGCCGAAUUAAAGAAAACAUGGUUUUAUGCUGUAAGUCGUUUUCUGUCCGGAUUCAUUUUGCUGCUUCAAGUGGUGAAUUUAGUUCUGGAUAUAAAUAUCUUCACUGUUUCUCUGUAAAUUCAGAUGAAGAUCUAAGUUUCACUGAUCUGAGAUCAGACGUGUCAGCAGCCGACUACUUUCUUCUCAUAGGAGGAAGUUUGUUCUCGUAGUUAAACUAAUAAAAAACUUAAAGUGUAAUGAAAAGUGCUGCUUCGUAGAUCAUGUUGAGAAACUGGUCCUUUUAAAACACGUCACUCGUCCAUGUUGUGGCUCAGUGUCACAGUCACUGUCUGCAUCUCUAUCACAGUAGCCUAAUAUUCAAAUGUCAUUUAUGAUGAGUGUAUAUGUCACUGUACAUGUAUGAA
Limanda limanda (common dab) is the source of this 1935-nucleotide messenger RNA. RefSeq lists its product as uncharacterized. The coding region runs from base 86 to 1012 and encodes 308 amino acids. Lineage: Eukaryota; Metazoa; Chordata; Actinopteri; Pleuronectiformes; Pleuronectidae. The record is from RefSeq and is a predicted model, not a curated record. The transcript has a single exon.